This is a messenger RNA of Cryptomeria japonica (Japanese cedar), 798 nucleotides long. Its product is annotated as probable glucan endo-1,3-beta-glucosidase A6. Gene Ontology annotation, molecular function: hydrolase activity, hydrolyzing O-glycosyl compounds. The transcript has a single exon. Lineage: Eukaryota; Viridiplantae; Streptophyta; Pinopsida; Cupressales; Cupressaceae. Gene Ontology annotation, biological process: carbohydrate metabolic process. The coding region runs from base 1 to 798 and encodes 265 amino acids. Gene Ontology annotation, cellular component: plasma membrane. The record is from RefSeq and is a predicted model, not a curated record.
AUGAAGAGCAUUAACGCAGGCUAUGUCAAAAUCUACGAUGCGAAUCCUGAAGUCCUGAAGGCGCUGGCCAACAGCAGCCUCCCUGUGGUGAUCACGGUGGCAAAUAUAGAAGUUCCAGGCAUGGCCUCCAGCACUACCACUUCAGACCAAUGGCUUCGAAAAAACCUUCUCCCUUAUUAUCCCCUCACCAAAAUCUCCAUCAUCAUGGUGGGCAACGAGAUUCUAUCAAACACCCAACUUCAGCCCUACUUUUUCCCGGCAAUGCAAAACAUGCACACCUCCUUACAGAAGUUGAAUCUAGACUCCUCCAUUAAAGUAACCACAUCCGUAGCCAUGGACGCCCUCUCUUCCUCUUACCCUCCCUCCAACGGCUCCUUCAAACCAGAAAUCGCCAUGUCAGUGAUACAGCCCAUGCUCAGCUUCCUCAGUGCCACGGAUUCUUAUUUCUUCCUGGAUGUCUACCCUUUCUUCGCCUCGAAUUCCGACCCCGCAAACAUAUCUCUGGACUAUGUGCUCUUUGGCGAUAUCACCGCGGACGUAGUACAGGACGGCAUUCUUUGUUACUCCAACAUGCUAGAUGCACAGCUGUACGCCGCCAUAGCGGCCAUGGCGACGCUGGGAUACGGUGAGGUGAAAGUGGUCAUUAGUGAGACGGGGUGGCCCACCAAUGGCGACUCCAGCGGCGGCACUGUUGCCAACGCCGCCAGCUACAACACAAGACUCUCUUUCCCACAUUCUUUCCGGUACUCGGGGUCGUCCGCAGACGUUCUUUCCCACAUUCACCUUCGCCCUCUUUAA